GCUUCCGGCGAGUAUUGUGUGUCGCGCCGCGGGCGGGGCGGGGGGAGGAGGAAGGAGGAGGCUGCGCUCCGGCGGCUCCGCGCCCGCACUGCCGGAUCCGUGGCCCGGAAGCCCCUGCGCCUGACCUGACGGGAGGAGACGGAGACCGGGUGGGACCGAGUUGUGAACCACGCUCAGGAGAGGGUCGCCCGUUAAAUAAUGGCAGAGACGAGUCUGUUAGAGGCUGGGGCCUCUGCAGCGUCCACAGCCGCGGCUCUGGAGAACUUACAGGUGGAGGCCAGUUGCUCUGUGUGCCUGGAGUACCUGAAGGAGCCUGUCAUCAUUGAGUGUGGGCACAACUUCUGCAAAGCUUGCAUCACCCGCUGGUGGGAGGACCUAGAGAGGGACUUUCCUUGUCCUGUCUGUCGAAAGACCUCCCGGUACCGCAGUCUCCGGCCUAAUCGUCAACUAGGCAGUAUGGUGGAAAUUGCCAAGCAGCUCCAAACUGUCAAGCGGAAGAUCCGGGAUGAGAGCCUCUGCCCCCAGCAUCAUGAGGCACUCAGCCUCUUCUGCUAUGAGGACCAGGAGGCUGUGUGUUUGAUAUGUGCAAUUUCCCACACCCAUCGGGCCCACAACGUCGCACCACUGGACGACGCCACACAGGAGUACAAGGAAAAACUGCAGAAGUGCCUGGCACCUCUGGAGCAGAAGCUGCAGGAGAUCACCUGCUGUAAGUCCUCGGAAGAGCAGAAGCCUUCAGAGCUCAAGAGGCUGGUGGAGAGUCGCCGACACCAGGUCCUGAAGGAGUUUGAAGAGCUUCACAGGCGGCUGGAUGAGGAGCAGCAACUGCUGCUGUCCCGACUGGAGGAGGAGGAACAGGACAUUCUGCAGCGCCUCCGAGAAAAUGCUGCUCGCCUCGGAGACAGGCGCCGCGAGCUGGCCCACCUGGCUGCCGAGGUGGAGGGCAAGUGCUUGCAGUCGGGCUUCGAGAUGCUUAAGGAUGUCAAAAGUACCCUGGAAAAAUGUGAAAAGAUGAAGACCAUGGAGGUGACUUCAGUAUCCAUACAGCUUGAAAAGAACUUCAGCAACUUCCCCCGACAGUACUUUGCCCUAAGGAAAAUCCUUAAGCAGCUAAUUGCGGAUGUGACCCUGGACCCGGAGACUGCUCAUCCUAACCUGGUCCUGUCGGAAGAUCGGAAGAGCGUCAAGUUUGUGGAGACCAGACUCCGGGACCUGCCUGACACGCCUCGGCGCUUCACUUUCUACCCCUGCGUCCUGGCCACGGAGGGCUUCACCUCGGGCCGGCACUACUGGGAGGUGGAGGUGGGCGACAAGACCCACUGGGCAGUGGGCGUGUGCCGGGACUCGGUGAGCCGCAAGGGCGAGCUGACCCCGCUGCCGGAGACUGGCUACUGGCGGGUGCGGCUGUGGAACGGAGACAAGUAUGCAGCCACCACCACGCCUUUCACUCCUUUGCACAUCAAGGUGAAACCCAAGCGGGUGGGCAUAUUCCUAGACUAUGAGGCCGGCACACUGUCUUUUUACAACGUCACAGACCGCUCCCAUAUCUACACCUUCACUGACACUUUUACUGAGAAACUGUGGCCCCUCUUCUACCCGGGCAUCCGGGCUGGAAGGAAGAACGCGGCACCGCUCACCAUCAGGCCCCCGACAGACUGGGAGUGACGGGAAGGCCGGCACCCUGGGACGAGGCCGGAUCCGGAGCUACGGGCCUGCCUUCCUGCGACCUGCGACCUGUGACCUGUGACCUGCGACCUGCGGGAGCGCGCGGCUGAGGCAGCGGGCGGAGCCCGGUCUAGAGUGGUUCUGUGGAAGCGUAGGCAGGCCUGGCCGGGUGAGAGCACGCUGUUGGGUGGGGCGUAGGCUCCCAAGGACUCAAUCCCCUGAAGCCAGUCAGGCUUUCUGUUGCACAGGACGGGUCGGGAAGGGAGGAGGGGCUUUUCCGGAAGCAAAAUGUCUGUGGGAGGGUGUGGCACUCAAACCAGAGGAGCGAACAAGCCCAUGGGUCCUUGUUGGGCUCUUGAACGCAGAACAGCCAGGUUUCCUGAGGAAGAGCACGGGUGCGUGAGCCGCUGGCUGAAUGGAAACGGAAGACAGCUGCUCUCGUGGGUCUGGGAGUUGAGGGCCCACGAGAGCAAAGAUUUCUGUGGGCAGAGAGCGGGCAUCGAGGUGAGGAAGGUCAGGGAGGGGGCAAAGGGACAGACCCCUAGACACUAAUGACGGGGAGAGAGGUUUCUUUGGCCAUCUGUUCCCAGAAUGAGGUUGCCAGUGUGAGUUGGAUUGGCCGGAGGAGCACUGUGGGGAGGAAAGGGUGAGGAGGACAAGAGGAGAGCCCAGGUCCUGUCAGCCUUCAGCAGAGCUGGCUAUUGCCUGUCUCCUUAGAGUUGAUCGUGUCCAAGAAGUUGGUCACCUUACUCUUCAGGGAUGAGUUGCCAGAGAUCCUGCAAGACAGCCUGUCCUUUUACUGCUUUCCCAAAGGAACGCGGAAAAGAGAGAGUCUGGUAUUGGAGGAAAGAGAAAAGUAUUUCUAUCCAAAGCUUAAGGAAUGUUACAAAAUAGUUACUCCCAAGUUGUCAGCUUUCUUACCUGGGUAAAAUGUCUAAGCCAGAAAGGGAGAGCGGUGUAGAGUCUUCUCGCCCUGAGGAAAGGGUAGAAGAGGGUGGAGUGUGCAGGGAAGGACAGAGAGGCAACUUCCAUGUGCCUGCGUGCAUCUGGCCUGGAACUAGUGUUCACAGGAGCCAGACUUUUGCUUGUUUGCUGCCAUCCCUCACCGUUUGCCAUUUCCCACAUCAGAAAAUGUAAGUCACUUAAUGUUAGGCCAAAAUAACCUGUAGGGUACAUGUCAAAAAAGGCAGAGCGAUGCAUGCCAAACCAAAGGGACACGACUGAACCAUCUGCUGCUCAGGUAAUGGGGUUCACAGGUGGGACAAGCUGCAGGUUAGUGAGGGCAUUUCAGUUCCUCUGACCACCUCCACAGGACUCUGUCCAGACUCUCCUCUUACCUUUGUGCCUUGACUGUGGUUCUUUGUGGCAAGACACUUUGGUGGGUAAACAAUAUGGAACAAAGGAUCCACUGACGUGC
Pipistrellus kuhlii (Kuhl's pipistrelle) is the source of this 3082-nucleotide messenger RNA. RefSeq names its product E3 ubiquitin-protein ligase TRIM39. Gene Ontology annotation, molecular function: zinc ion binding; protein binding. The transcript is spliced from 8 exons. The record is from RefSeq and is a predicted model, not a curated record. The coding region runs from base 199 to 1665 and encodes 488 amino acids. Gene Ontology annotation, biological process: positive regulation of apoptotic signaling pathway; negative regulation of proteasomal ubiquitin-dependent protein catabolic process; protein stabilization. NCBI's taxonomy places the organism in Eukaryota, Metazoa, Chordata, Mammalia, Chiroptera, Vespertilionidae.